UUAAAUUCUAACACCUUUUUACAAAAUAACAUAUUCUUAGGAAAAAUUGGACAAGGAUAUUGAUUGAAAUGAAUCUUCCAUUUCGUAUUGGAGGGGGUACAAUAUUUGGCUACUAACAUUGUGAAUAAUAAGAUACAUAAAUAUUCACAAUAAUACAAUAUCAGCCUCAAAGUAUUCACGGUAAAUACAAGACACAUAAAGUGGACGUUCUUGAUCAUAUCCAAAGCCGCAUCUAAUUUUUUCACAACUUCAAUCCAUCCAAAAAUUGCAAUGGAGUCAAAGUAAAUCAUCACUACUCAAGAAAUGGAUAAACUCUCUUCCAACUCCUCCUAGUGGCUCCCUUGAUGUUGAUUUCCAAACUCACAUUCACCACAAUUCACACACACCCCAAAAAAAAAAAAAAAAAAAAAAACAAAUUCCCAAAAAAUUAAAAAAAAAAAAAAAAAACAAAAAAAGAAAUUUCCACCACCACGUGAUCGACGACGUACGUGUGACUAUUCUCCUCACAUCCCAAAAGUGGGCCACCUCUACGGGCCCCAGCCGUGGCGAAUCGAUUUACUUGAAUUUCUCAACUACCUGAAAAUUAUUUAUUUGAUCCAAAUUUAGUUUAAUUAAAAAUAAAAUAAAAAAUUCUGAAAAAUCUCUGCAAUUUCCCAGUUUUCCAUCUUCACUGAAUUUCUCACCAGAUUCAUUCAUUCGAUAAUUUUCUCUCUCCUCUAAUUCCGACGCCAUGGAAGCUCUUCCUUAAGCUUUCUCUCUCUUUAAAUCUCUCACUACCUCGAUCUCAUCGGAAACCCUAACUUUUAUACUCUUUCUCUCUCUAGAAAUCUCGAAUUGGAUUUUUACCAGUCAUAGUAGUUGAGGUUGACUACUAUUUUGUAGUUUUUCUGGCAAUGCAAGUCUGCUGUAACUCGAUAAUCAGCCUCUCAAGGGAGGAUUGUUUUGGAAUUCGACCAUUUUCUUCACAAAUUCAAGAGAUUUGCAGAUUUCAAUUUGAUUGUUGUCAGCGAUUUUAUUGUUACCGUGAUGACGGUUGCAGAUUCUCAUAGUUCGAUUCUUUGUAAUGCCGGUGCCGGUGCCGCUGCUGGUGUAAUUGCAGCUUCUUUUGUUUGUCCUUUAGAUGUUAUUAAAACUAGACUUCAAGUUCAUGGCCUUUCCACUCUUGGAAAUGGACCAACCAAAGGUAGCAUCAUUGUAUCUAGUUUGGAACAUAUAUUUUAUAAAGAGGGCUUGCGUGGAAUGUAUCGUGGUCUCUCUCCUACUGUCUUGGCUUUGCUUCCUAAUUGGGCGGUGUAUUUUACUUUGUACGAACAGCUUAAGAGCCUUCUCGGCUCAGAUGAUGGGAAUCCUCAACUUUCAGUGGGUGCAAAUGUAAUUGCUGCUUCUGGAGCUGGGGCUGCUACAAUCAUUGUUACGAAUCCUCUUUGGGUUGUAAAGACGAGAUUCCAGACGCAAGGAAUGAGAAAGGGUGUGGUUCCAUACAAGAGUACUCUGUCUGCUUUGCGGAGAAUAGCACACGAGGAGGGUAUUCGUGGCUUAUAUAGUGGCCUGGUCCCUGCAUUGGCUGGAGUAAGUCAUGUGGCAAUCCAAUUUCCUAUAUAUGAGCAAGUUAAAAGCUACUUGGCCAAUAAAGAUGAAACUUCCAUUGAUAAGGUUCCUGCACGUAAUUUUGCAAUUGCCUCAUCAGUAUCGAAGAUAUUUGCAUCUACAUUGACAUAUCCUCAUGAGGUUGUUCGAUCACGACUUCAAGAACAAGGGCAUCAUUCUGAGAAACGGUACUUAGGGGUGACUGAUUGUGUCAGGAAAGUGUUUCAGCAAGAUGGCAUCGCUGGAUUUUACCGUGGUUGUGCCACCAAUUUGCUUAGGACUACACCAGCUGCUAUGAUCACCUUUACCAGUUUCGAGAUGAUUCACCGGUCUUUGGUCAGUAUGUUUCAACCUGACACACAACAUCAUACACUUUAAAUUUCAGAUGGAGUUUUUACCUGUUCUGCUGCCUCGAUGAAUUACUGUGGAUAUGCCAAACCUGCAACUAUAAUUUUCUCUCUAAUUCUUUGGUGGCCUAGAAACUAGGUUUACCCCCAGAUAGGAAAAUAUAUUUGAAGCUCAUUUUUUCACCGAAUGUACGGGUGGGAUUAAUUAUUAGUGAUGAUGAUGAAAAAUGUAAAAUUAGAAUUACAAAAGCUAUUUGUCAACUUUAAAAAGGCUGUGACAAUAUUUGUGUUGUGAAAGAAGUAUGAUUUUAGCUUUGUUGGUAGUAUGAGUGCCGCAGAGGUACUUGUGUUUUACGCUGAGAAUUUUGUGUACAUAAAGCUCUUUAACCUAUUGAGUCUAUUAUGUGUGUUAUCUCAAUCCGUUAUAAUUA
Molecule: messenger RNA, 2365 nt
Organism: Chenopodium quinoa (quinoa)
Lineage: Eukaryota; Viridiplantae; Streptophyta; Magnoliopsida; Caryophyllales; Amaranthaceae
Product: nicotinamide adenine dinucleotide transporter 1, chloroplastic-like
Exons: 9
Coding region: 1027-1965 (312 amino acids)
Biological process (GO): NAD transmembrane transport
Molecular function (GO): NAD transmembrane transporter activity
Source: RefSeq, a predicted model, not a curated record